This is a messenger RNA of Periophthalmus magnuspinnatus, 7587 nucleotides long. RefSeq names its product mucin-2-like. Gene Ontology annotation, molecular function: chitin binding. Bases 37 to 7587 code for a protein of 2516 amino acids. Gene Ontology annotation, cellular component: extracellular region. Gene Ontology annotation, biological process: carbohydrate metabolic process. The record is from RefSeq and is a predicted model, not a curated record. The transcript has 33 exons. NCBI's taxonomy places the organism in Eukaryota, Metazoa, Chordata, Actinopteri, Gobiiformes, Gobiidae.
AGCUUCAUUUAUUAUUGGAGCUACAAUCUGCAAACAAUGCACGGAGUACUUCUUACCGCAGGUCUAUGCCUGCUUUUGGCUAGUACAGCCUCUUCCACUAGGAUGGUCUGUGUCUAUGACAGAGUGGCAUCCACCAGACCCUCCGUCGGCCGGGUCACCCCGGCUAUGAUUGAUCCAACUCUCUGCACUCACAUCAUCUUUUCUUCUGCAAAAAUUAAGACACAUAAAGUUGUACCUUUUGACUCCAAAGACAUGACUCUCUACGCACAACUGAACAGCCUGAAAAACAGGAAUCCACAGCUUAAAACUCUGCUGUCUGUAGGCGGCCCAGGCUUCAACAAUCAAAGGUUUUCUGCAGCAGUCGCAUCAGCCAAUAACAGAAAAAAAUUUAUCACUUCAGCCAAGGCUCUAAUUAAAAACAAUGGGUUUAAUGGGAUUCAUCUGGAUUGGCGUCAUCCUGGAGGUGCAGGUAGCCAGCGAAAGGACCCAACCAGAUUCCUAACUCUUUGUCAGGAGCUCAGAGCUGAAUUUGAUAAAGAGGUUCCAGCUCUGCUCGUCUCUGCCAGUGUGUCUGCAGUAAGAGCAACGAUUGACAGCAGUUAUCCCGACCCCCGUGCUUUGGCCUCUGCAAUGGAUUUCGUCAAUGUUUUAACGUUCAACUUUCACAAUCCAUCAGAAUCAAACACAGCACAUCACAGUCCUUUGGGGGCAUUAUCCUCAAACCCUUCAGAUACUCUGACCACGGAAUUUGCAAUGAACUACUGGAGCACGACUCUGGGUGUCCGAGCAGAUAAACUAAACGUGGGAUUUGCUGCUUUUGGAGUCGCCUUCAGACUGGCUAAUGCUAAUACUAAUGGAGUUGGUGCACGUACCAGCAUUGUGGCUCCAGAAAAGGGAUGCUACAGGAAUCAGCCGGGUGUUUGGUCAUAUUAUGAGACUUGCACCUACGUUGUGAAUGGUAUUACAAAAAGGAUUCCGGGUCAGAGGGUUCCUUAUACGGUCACAGAAGGGCAAUGGGUUGGAUAUGAUGAUCAUCUCAGUAUUGACGCUAAGACUGCACACAUUGGCACUAGGGGCUAUGGAGGAGCGUUUGUGUGGGCUCUGGACCUGGAUGACUACAGUGGAGGUUAUUGCAAGCAAGGCACUUUCCCCUUCACGAGAUACCUGAAAAAGAAACUUCCAGGUACCACUACCACAUCCUCUGGCAGCGGUAAAGGGGACGUCUGCAAUGGCGUUAGUGGAGUCCACGCCAACCCAGAGGACAAUACCACCUUUUAUAACUGUAAUCACGGCAAAGCCACUCUGCAGAAAUGUCCUUCAGGUCUGUUCUUUUCAAAAUCGUGCAACUGCUGUGCCACUCCACUGGACAUCUGCAUUGGCCAAGGGGGCCGUGUGGCCAACCCAGAUGACCCUACCACCUUUUAUAACUGUGACUGGGGGAUUGGCACUCUGGAGAAGUGUCCUAACAAACUGGUCUUUAAAAAAUCAUGUGACUGCUGUGAGCAUCCACCCAAGACUUACACCACCACCUCUACUGCUUCCACCACCACCACGACCACCACGACUCCCACGAAAACCACAACUCCCACCACCACCAUGACUCCCACCACCACCACAACAACCACCACGACUCCCACUACCACCACCACGAUUCCCACUACCACCACCUCUGCUGCUUCCACCACCACCACGACUCCCACCACCACCACCACGACUCCCACCACCACCACCACGACUACCACCACCACCUCUCCGACCACCACCACGACCAAAGGUACCACUACCACAUCCUCUGGCAGCGGUAUAGGGGACGUCUGCAAUGGCGUUAGUGGAGUCCACGCCAACCCAGAGGACAAUACCACCUUUUAUAACUGUAAUCACGGCAAAGCCACUCUGCAGAAAUGUCCUUCAGGUCUGUUCUUUUCAAAAUCGUGCAACUGCUGUGCCACUCCACUGGACAUCUGCAUCGGCCAAGGGGGCCGUGUGGCCAACCCAGAUGACCCUACCACCUUUUAUAACUGUGACUGGGGGAUUGGCACUCUGGAGAAGUGUCCUAACAAACUGGUCUUUAAAAAAUCAUGUGACUGCUGUGAGCAUCCACCCAAGACUUACACCACCACCUCUACUGCUUCCACCACCACCACGACCACCACGACUCCCACGAAAACCACAACUCCCACCACCACCAUGACUCCCAGGACCACCACCACGACCACCACGACUCCCACCACCACCACCACCACGAUUCCCACUACCACCACCUCUGCUGCUUCCACCACCACCACGACUCCCACCACCACCACCACGACAUAUAGUCUUUUAAAAACAAUCAAAGGUACCACUACCACAUCCUCUGGCAGCGGUAUAGGGGACGUCUGCAAUGGCGUUAGUGGAGUCCACGCCAACCCAGAGGACAAUACCACCUUUUAUAACUGUAAUCACGGCAAAGCCACUCUGCAGAAAUGUCCUUCAGGUCUGUUCUUUUCAAAAUCGUGCAACUGCUGUGCCACUCCACUGGACAUCUGCAUUGGCCAAGGGGGCCGUGUGGCCAACCCAGAUGACCCUACCACCUUUUAUAACUGUGACUGGGGGAUUGGCACUCUGGAGAAGUGUCCUAACAAACUGGUCUUUAAAAAAUCAUGUGACUGCUGUACCACUACCACAUCCUCUGGCAGCGGUAUAGGGGACGUCUGCAAUGGCGUUAGUGGAGUCCACGCCAACCCAGAGGACAAUACCACCUUUUAUAACUGUAAUCACGGCAAAGCCACUCUGCAGAAAUGUCCUUCAGGUCUGUUCUUUUCAAAAUCGUGCAACUGCUGUGCCACUCCACUGGACAUCUGCAUUGGCCAAGGGGGCCGUGUGGCCAACCCAGAUGACCCUACCACCUUUUAUAACUGUGACUGGGGGAUUGGCACUCUGGAGAAGUGUCCUAACAAACUGGUCUUUAAAAAAUCAUGUGACUGCUGUACCACUACCACAUCCUCUGGCAGCGGUAUAGGGGACGUCUGCAAUGGCGUUAGUGGAGUCCACGCCAACCCAGAGGACAAUACCACCUUUUAUAACUGUAAUCACGGCAAAGCCACUCUGCAGAAAUGUCCUUCAGGUCUGUUCUUUUCAAAAUCGUGCAACUGCUGUGCCACUCCACUGGACAUCUGCAUCGGCCAAGGGGGCCGUGUGGCCAACCCAGAUGACCCUACCACCUUUUAUAACUGUGACUGGGGGAUUGGCACUCUGGAGAAGUGUCCUAACAAACUGGUCUUUAAAAAAUCAUGUGACUGCUGUACCACUACCACAUCCUCUGGCAGCGGUAUAGGGGACGUCUGCAAUGGCGUUAGUGGAGUCCACGCCAACCCAGAGGACAAUACCACCUUUUAUAACUGUAAUCACGGCAAAGCCACUCUGCAGAAAUGUCCUUCAGGUCUGUUCUUUUCAAAAUCGUGCAACUGCUGUGCCACUCCACUGGACAUCUGCAUUGGCCAAGGGGGCCGUGUGGCCAACCCAGAUGACCCUACCACCUUUUAUAACUACUUACACCACCACCUCUACUGCUUCCACCACCACCACGACCACCACGACUCCCACGAAAACCACAACUCCCACCACCACCAUGACUCCCACGACCACCACCACGACCACCACGACUCCCACCACCACCACCACCACGACCGUACCACUACCACAUCCUCUGGCAGCGGUAUAGGGGACGUCUGCAAUGGCGUUAGUGGAGUCCACGCCAACCCAGAGGACAAUACCACCUUUUAUAACUGUAAUCACGGCAAAGCCACUCUGCAGAAAUGUCCUUCAGGUCUGUUCUUUUCAAAAUCGUGCAACUGCUGUGCCACUCCACUGGACAUCUGCAUUGGCCAAGGGGGCCGUGUGGCCAACCCAGAUGACCCUACCACCUUUUAUAACUGUGACUGGGGGAUUGGCACUCUGGAGAAGUGUCCUAACAAACUGGUCUUUAAAAAAUCAUGUGACUGCUGUACCACUACCACAUCCUCUGGCAGCGGUAUAGGGGACGUCUGCAAUGGCGUUAGUGGAGUCCACGCCAACCCAGAGGACAAUACCACCUUUUAUAACUGUAAUCACGGCAAAGCCACUCUGCAGAAAUGUCCUUCAGGUCUGUUCUUUUCAAAAUCGUGCAACUGCUGUGCCACUCCACUGGACAUCUGCAUUGGCCAAGGGGGCCGUGUGGCCAACCCAGAUGACCCUACCACCUUUUAUAACUACUUACACCACCACCUCUACUGCUUCCACCACCACCACGACCACCACGACUCCCACGAAAACCACAACUCCCACCACCACCAUGACUCCCACGACCACCACCACGACCACCACGACUCCCACCACCACCACGACCGUACCACUACCACAUCCUCUGGCAGCGGUAUAGGGGACGUCUGCAAUGGCGUUAGUGGAGUCCACGCCAACCCAGAGGACAAUACCACCUUUUAUAACUGUAAUCACGGCAAAGCCACUCUGCAGAAAUGUCCUUCCGGUCUGUUCUUUUCAAAAUCGUGCAACUGCUGUGCCACUCCACUGGACAUCUGCAUUGGCCAAGGGGGCCGUGUGGCCAACCCAGAUGACCCUACCACCUUUUAUAACUGUGACUGGGGGAUUGGCACUCUGGAGAAGUGUCCUAACAAACUGGUCUUUAAAAAAUCAUGUGACUGCUGUGAGCAUCCACCCAAGACUUACACCACCACCUCUACUGCUUCCACCACCACCACGACCACCACGACUCCCACGAAAACCACAACUCCCACCACCACCAUGACUCCCACCACCACCAUGACUCCCACCACCACCACCACAACCACCACGACUCCCACCACCACGACCGCCACGACUCCCACAACCACCACGACUCCCACUACCACCACCACGAUUCCCACUACCACCACCUCUGCUGCUUCCACCACCACCACGACUCCCACCACCACCACCACGACUCCCACCACCACCACCACGACUACCACCACCACCUCUCCGACCACCACCACGACCAAAGGUACCACCACCACCUCCACCACCACGACUCCCACCACCACCUCCACCACGACUCCCACCACCACCUCCACCACCACGACUCCCACCACCACCACUCCCACCACCACCACGACUCCCACCACCACCACUACCACCAUCACCACGAUUGCCUCCACCACCACGGCUCCCACCACCACCACCACCACUCCCACCACCACCACAACCACCACCACGACUCCCACCACCACCACGACCAAAGCUCCCAACCCCUGCGAAGGCAAAAACUACAAUUAUGCCAACCCAGAUGACCCACACACCUUUUUUAACUGUGACUGGGGUCAUGGCUCUCUGAUGAGUUGUCCUUCAGAUCUGGUCUAUUAUGAAUCGUGCGACUGCUGUGACUACGCCACCAACCCUCACCACGCCAGGACUACCACCACCACCACCAAAAAGACCGGAACCACCACCACCACCAAAGAUACAGAGAACGUCUGUGAAGGCAAAAAUGGCCGUUAUACCAACCCAGAUGACCCACACAGCUUUUUUAACUGUGACUGGGGUCAUGGCUCUCUGAUGUAUUGUCCUGGAGAUCUGGUCUUUUACGAAUCGUGCGACUGCUGUGACUAUGUCGACAAGUAUCACUACUACGACAAGACUACCACCACCAAAAAGACCGGAACCACCACCACCACCACCAAAGGUACCACGACCACCACCACCACCAUGACUCCCACCACCAUGACCACCACUCCCACCACCACCACCACCACGACUCCCACCACCACUCCCACCACCACCACUCCCAUCACCACCACCACCACGACUCCCACCACCACUACCACCACCACCACUCCCAUCACCACAACCACCACUCCCACCACCACCACCACCACGACUCCCACCACCACGACCACCACUCCCACCACCACCACCACUCCCACCACCACCACCACCACUCCCACCACCACGACUCCCACCACCACCACGACUCCCACCACCACCACUACCACCACCACCACGAUUGCCUCCACCACCACGGCUCCCACCACCACAACCACCACCACGACUCCCACCACCACCACGACCAAAGGUACCACCACCACCUCCACCACCACGACUCCCACCACCACCUCCACCACGACUCCCACCACCACCUCCACCACCAUGACUCCCACCACCACCUCCACCACCACGACUCCCACCACCACCUCCACCACCACGACUCCCACCACCACCACCACUCCCACCACCACCAUGACUCCCACCACCACCACUACCACCAUCACCACGAUUGCCUCCACCACCACGGCUCCCACCACCACCACUCCCACCACCACCACAACCACCACCACGACUCCCACCACCACCACGACCAAAGCUCCCAACCCCUGCGAAGGCAAAAAUUACAAUUAUGCCAACCCAGAUGACCCACACACCUUUUUUAACUGUGACUGGGGUCAUGGCUCUCUGAUGAGUUGUCCUUCAGAUCUGGUCUAUUAUGAAUCGUGCGACUGCUGUGACUACGCCACCAACCCUCACCACGCCAGGACUACCACCACCACCACCAAAAAGACCGGAACCACCACCACCACCAAAGAUACAGAGAACGUCUGUGAAGGCAAAAAUGGCCGUUAUACCAACCCAGAUGACCCACACAGCUUUUUUAACUGUGACUGGGGUCAUGGCUCUCUGAUGUAUUGUCCUGGAGAUCUGGUCUUUUACGAAUCGUGCGACUGCUGUGACUAUGUCGACAAGUAUCACUACUACGACAAGACUACCACCACCAAAAAGACCGGAACCACCAACACCACCACCAAAGGUACCACCACCACCACCACCACCACGACGCCCACCACCACUCCCACCACCACCACCACCACCACCACCACCACUCCCAUCACCACCACCACUACCACCACUCCCACCACCACCACCACGACUCCCACCACCACGACCACCACUCCCACCACCACCAUCACUCCCACCACCACCACCACCACCACACCUCCCACCAAAACCACCACUCCCACCACCACUCCCACCACCACCACGACUCCCACCACCACUACCACGACUCCCACCACCACUCCCACCACCACCACACCUCCCACCAAAACCACCACUCCCACCACCACCACGACUCCCACCACCACUACCAUCACUCCCACCACCACCACCACCACGACUCCCACCACCACCACACCUCCCACCAAAACCACCACUCCCACCACCACCACCACCACGACUCCCACCACCACCACGACCAAAGCCCCCAAUGUCUGCGAAGGCAAAAAUGGCCGUUUUGCCAACCCAGAUGACCCACACACCUUUUUUAACUGUGACUGGGGUCAUGGCUCUCUGAUGUAUUGUCCUGGAGAUCUGAUCUUUUACGAAGCGUGCGACUGCUGUGACUAUGUCAAAGACCCUUGGCAUUUAAGGACUACCACCACCACCACCAAAAACACCGGACCCACCACCACCACCACCAAAGGUCUGAAUAUACAGAGAACGUCUGUGAAGGCAAACAUGGCCGUUAUACCAACCCAGAUGACCCACACAGCUUUUUUAACUGUGACUGGGGUCAUGGCUCUCUGA